UGUGACAAAAUAGACCAUUGUUCUUCAUGACAUUGCGUUUACGCUGUUGCUCCUUCCCUCCCCAACCUCACUGAAACAGAACGUUACAAAAAGCACCCGCGCCACAAUCAUGUUUUAAGAACCAAACAGAGUACAAGGAGAGAAGAGAAACAACAAAGUACAGAAACGCCAAAAACAACCGAAUCAAACCGAACCCGAACCGAACCUUGUUGUCUCUCUCUAUAUGUGAUUUUUCUUCUUCCAUAACCUCCUCUCACCACCUACGUCGUCGUUUUAGGGUCUUCUUUCAAUUCAAGAACAACCAAGGUUCCUGCCACUGUUCCCAUGGUUUGUUGAUCGUCAGGAAGAGCUCCAUCUUUGUAGUGGUCAGGUACCUGCUGCCAUUCUGUAAAGAAAGAUGUGAGAGAGUUUAACCUGUUUCGUUGGAAUCUGUGCCACUUCUGAUGAUAUGUGUUCGCAUGCAGACAAAGUCAUUGGAUUUCAAACUUUGUGAUACAAUGAGUAUGUCUUCUGCAACCAAGGGUGAUAGGAAGGCUGCAAUUGAUGUGGCGUCGUGGAUGUUCAAUAUAGUCACAUCUGUGGGGAUAAUCCUUGUGAACAAAGCCCUCAUGGCUACAUAUGGUUUCAGCUUUGCAACAACGUUAACUGGUUUGCAUUUUGCCACAACUACCUUGCUGACACUCUUUCUUAAGUGGCUGGGAUAUAUCCAAAGCUCUCAUCUUCCCUUACCCGAUCUUAUCAAAUUUGUCUUAUUUGCAAAUUUCUCUAUCGUCGGAAUGAAUGUGAGUUUAAUGUGGAACUCUGUCGGUUUCUAUCAGAUUGCUAAGCUGAGUAUGAUUCCGGUAUCUUGUUUCCUGGAAGUUAUCUUGGACAACGUACGAUAUUCAAGGGACACAAAGCUUAGCAUUUCUCUAGUUCUCCUUGGUGUAGCUGUAUGUACUGUCACUGACGUGAGCGUCAAUGCUAAGGGUUUCAUAGCUGCUGCAGUUGCAGUUUGGAGCACCGCACUGCAGCAGUAUUAUGUGCAUUUUCUUCAGCGGAAGUAUUCUCUUGGAUCGUUUAACUUGUUAGGUCACACUGCACCAGUACAAGCCGCAAGUUUACUGCUAGUAGGUCCCUUUGUGGACUAUUGGUUGACAACCAAACGAGUGGAUGCCUACAACUAUGGUUUGACAUCCACUCUGUUGAUCGUUAUCUCUUGCACCAUCGCAGUAGGGACAAACCUGAGCCAGUUCAUCUGCAUUGGCAGGUUCACAGCCGUAUCCUUCCAAGUGCUUGGCCACAUGAAGACAAUUCUGGUACUGGCCUUAGGAUUUGUUUUCUUUGGAAAAGAAGGUCUGAAUUCACAAGUGAUUCUGGGCAUGGUCAUUGCAAUAGCGGGAAUGAUAUGGUAUGGCAAUGCAUCUUCUAAGCCAGAAGGGAAGGAGCGUGUCAGUUUGCCCGUUAGUUCUACCCCCAAGACACAAGACUAUAAUGUACUAUCAGUAUCUUCUGAAACGGAUCAUUAAACAUAGACAUAAGUUUAUGUAAAUAAAGUGGUGUUACCAUUGCAUGGUAAAACCAGGUUCCCUUUUGGGUCAGAUGAUUCAUGUUCUUGUUUAAAAACUAGAAGCAAAUUAUUUCCCAUUUAGUUCAA
Molecule: messenger RNA, 1636 nt
Organism: Vigna angularis (adzuki bean)
Lineage: Eukaryota; Viridiplantae; Streptophyta; Magnoliopsida; Fabales; Fabaceae
Product: UDP-rhamnose/UDP-galactose transporter 4
Exons: 7
Coding region: 444-1508 (354 amino acids)
Cellular component (GO): Golgi apparatus
Molecular function (GO): antiporter activity; UDP-galactose transmembrane transporter activity
Source: RefSeq, a predicted model, not a curated record